This is a messenger RNA of Bombyx mandarina (wild silkworm), 1813 nucleotides long. RefSeq names its product proliferation-associated protein 2G4. NCBI's taxonomy places the organism in Eukaryota, Metazoa, Arthropoda, Insecta, Lepidoptera, Bombycidae. The record is from RefSeq and is a predicted model, not a curated record.
ACAUUUUGAACAGCCAAUGAAGUCUCGGUAUUUCUUUCUUUAGCCAAAAAUCACAAAGUUGAGAAAUGGCUGACGAAAAAGAAGUCGAAAAAACGAUUGCAGAGGAUUUGGUUGUGACCAAGUACAAGUUAGCAGGACAAAUAGUGAACCGAGUCCUUGAGCAAGUCAUCGCAAAAUGCGUUCCAGACGCAUCAGCAAGAGAAAUAUGUGAAUUUGGCGAUAAACUUGUAUUGGAGGAGACUAACAAGGUUUUCAAAAAGGAGAAAGACUCCAAGAAAGGCAUUGCAUUUUCAACAUGCGUUUCUGUGAACAACUGCAUUUGUCACUUUUCGCCCAUUGCGAGCGAACCGGAUUACAUUCUGAAAAAAGGAGAUUUAGCCAAGAUAGAUCUUGGUGCUCACAUUGAUGGAUUUAUAGCUGUUGUAGCUCAUACAGUAGUUGUGGGUGAAAGUGAAGUCUCUGGACGUGCUGCAGAUGUUUUGUUGGCAGCUCAUCAUGCUAGUGAAGCGGCUCUUCGUCUCCUGAAGCCUGGUACUGAGAACUAUGCAGUCACUGAAGCCAUUCAGAAAAUAAGUGCUGAAUAUGGUUGUAAGCCAAUUGAGGGUAUGCUCUCACACCAACUGAAGCAGUUCCGUAUUGAUGGAGAGAAGAGUAUUAUACAAAAUCCAUCAGAAGCACAGCGUAAAGAACAUGAAAAAGCAACACUUGAAAAGUAUGAAGUGUAUGCUAUGGAUGUUCUAAUAUCCACUGGUGAAGCAGUUGGACGUGAAAUGGACACCAGAUGUACAAUAUACAAAAAAACUGAUGAGGUGUACCAAUUGAAACUAAAGGCUUCCAGAAUGUUCUAUAGUGAGGUUCGUAACAAACAUGGCAACAUGCCUUUCAAUCUGCGCAGUUUUGAUAAGGAGACAAGUGCAAGGUUAGGUGUUGUUGAGUGCAUCAACCACAAACUCAUUGAGCCAUUCCAGGUUCUCUAUGAGCGUCCAGGAGAAUUGGUGGCACAGUUUAAGUUCACGGCUCUUCUGCUUCCUAGUGGCACACAUCGUAUUACUGGCUUGCCUUUUGAUAAAAGCCAAUGUAAGAGUGAACGCAGCAUCAAGGAUCCAGAACUUAAUGCCCUUCUAAAUUCAUCAGCAAAAUCUAACAAGAAGAAGAAAAAGAAAACAGGAGCUGAAGAGCCCAUGGAAGUGGAGACUGCUGCCUAGCAAAAAUACAUAAGUGCCCAGGAAUAAAUGAUAUUAACAUUUUUCCACAAUAUAAAUGGACAAAAAUAACAAAAAUUGUGCAAUUUUUUACUGAGACAACCACAUCUUGACUUAUAGUUAUGUGAAUAAAUAUCUAGCUUUGUACCUACAAAUAAACCCAAGAUCUUCUCUGAUCUUGGCUUAGACACCAGAAUGCCUUCAUUUAUAGAAUACAUUUUAUAGCAUAAUAGCUUUUCAACUUUAGUGUCCAAUUUCUUUCACAUAAGUGUGUACUAAUUACUUUAUGUAGCCAUUUUGUAGGUAAAUAAAUAUGCAGUUAUUUUUGUGUACAUGCAAAUACGUUUUAUGGUAAAAUUUGAUUAUAAUCAAAUUAAUCAUUCCUGAACUGAUAUAGUUGUGCACAAAUACUUCCCUUUGCGAAGUUAAUAAUUUGAAUGUUUCAUUUUUUAAACUGGAAUGUGAUUUUGUAUGUUAAAAUAAAAAGUGUGUAUUAUUAUUUUUCACAAAAUUGUGUUCAACAUGCAUGAAUGCUAUAGAAAAUUAUAAAAUAUUGACACUGCAAGAAAAUUAAUAAAUCAAAUUGCCACAGCUGUGGCCUGUUUUGUAAA